AUGAACCACUUCAGAGUAUUCACUGCACUGGCAGCAUUCUGCGCAUGCGGAGCCCUGGCCGCGCCGGCGGGACAACACCACACGGUCGUACCGAUCCUGAAACAGGUGAACCGACAGAACGAGGACGGUUCUUACAGCUACGGUUACGAGAACGCCGACGGAACUUACAAGAUCGAGACCAAGUACCCGUCCGGCGAGGUGUACGGCAAGUACGGUUACGUGGACGAGACCGGAAAAUUGAGGACGGUCGAGUACGGCGCGUCGGCUCGCGGUUUCGAGCCGGUCGGCACCGACAUCACCGUGCCGCCACCUGUUUUGGGCGUCGACUCCAACGAUCUGCACAGGGACCAGUCUGCGCGGUCGCAGGACGACUACGACGACGGACAGUACCGCGAAGACCCGAGCGUUUACUACAAAACGUCGUCGUCGUCGUCGUCGGACGGCCACCACCAGCAGCUGAGCCACCACCAGCAACAGCAACAGCACCACCAGCAGCAACUGCAGCACCACCAGCAGCAGCAGCAACAGCAACUGCGAUCCCUGCAGCAGCAGGCGCCCGUCGCGGCCAGACAGCAGCAGUGGUUCUCCGCUGGCCCGCAGCAGAAGACCCGAUCCGACCCCGACCAGUUCCAGGCCCAUCCGUCCGUGCACAACUUCGAUCCCGCAUCCGGAUCGUUCUCCAUCUCGUACACGGGAAAGUGA
Molecule: messenger RNA, 702 nt
Organism: Macrosiphum euphorbiae (potato aphid)
Lineage: Eukaryota; Metazoa; Arthropoda; Insecta; Hemiptera; Aphididae
Source: the annotation of a GenBank genome assembly